This is a messenger RNA of Syzygium oleosum, 1619 nucleotides long. Its product is annotated as NAC domain-containing protein 43-like. The record is from RefSeq and is a predicted model, not a curated record. Gene Ontology annotation, molecular function: DNA binding. The coding region runs from base 218 to 1417 and encodes 399 amino acids. NCBI's taxonomy places the organism in Eukaryota, Viridiplantae, Streptophyta, Magnoliopsida, Myrtales, Myrtaceae. Gene Ontology annotation, biological process: regulation of DNA-templated transcription. The transcript is spliced from 3 exons.
GCCUUCCACCUCCUCUUUCCCUCUCUCUCUCUCUCUCUCUCUCUCUCCCGGUUCGUCUCUCUUCCAUCUCAAAGGACAAGUUUUUCGCUUUUCUCUUCCUUUGUUCUUUUCUUACAGAGUUCCUCAUACAGAACAGAAAUCUCCACGCACACAACACUUUCACUCCACACGCUCUGAGCAUACAGCUUGUUAAUUCGGUCCUUUGGCGUCAGAGAAGAUGAACCUGUCCAUCAAUGGCCAGUCUCAGGUGCCACCAGGGUUCAGAUUCCAUCCCACUGAAGAAGAGCUCUUGCAUUACUACUUGAGAAAGAAAGUUGCCUAUGAGAAGAUCGACUUGGACGUGAUUCGUGAGGUUGAUCUCAAUAAGCUUGAACCAUGGGACAUCCAAGAAAAGUGUAGGAUUGGAUCCACCCCGCAAAACGACUGGUACUUCUUCAGCCACAAGGACAAGAAGUACCCUACUGGGACGAGGACUAACCGGGCAACAGCUGCCGGGUUCUGGAAGGCCACGGGACGCGACAAGAUCAUCUACAGCGGGUUCAAGCGGAUAGGGUUGAGGAAGACGUUAGUGUUUUACAAGGGACGAGCUCCACACGGGCAGAAGUCGGAUUGGAUCAUGCAUGAGUAUCGGCUGGAUGAGAGCACACAUGACCCGAGUGCUCUGAGUCCAGCUGGAGAUCCAUCCCCAGAAGAAGGGUGGGUGGUGUGCCGAGUGUUCAAGAAAAAGAACUAUCAGAAAACCCUAGACAGCCCCAAGAGCCCAUCGUCUUCGACCUCCAUGGACUCAAAGGCCAUGCAACAGAUGCUCGCCGCCACUGCCAAUGACGGCGUAUUGGACCAGAUACUCUCCUACAUGGGAAGAACGUGCAAGGUUGAAAGCGAGACUCCCAUCAAACUCAAUCUCUCCCCCAAUAAUUACAACCACAACAACAACAUCAAGUACUCCGUUUCAAACACCGAUCUCCUGCACGGUAAGUUCAUGCAUCUCCCGAGGCUUGACAGCCCGAGCCUCCCUUUAAUCCCUGCGGCGAGCUCGCCGUUCGACCACCAAGACUGCUCUUUCAAGCUGUCUUACCACACGCUGGACGAGAUGCUCGCCGAGACCUCUGGGCACCAUGGGAUCGGCAGGUCUUCCACCCCGGAUUGGGUUGCCGUGGACCGGCUGGUGGCAUCUCAGCUCAAUGGCCAAGUUGCCGAGACGCCGAAGCAACUCUCGAGCUGCUUCAGUGACGACCCCGGUUCUGACGUCGGUGGCCUGAGCAUGGAUGAUGAGGUGCAGUUUUCUCACAUCAAAUUAAACAACAAGCCUUCGAGUCAGCAAGGUCUGGAGAUGUACGUCUGCGAGAGCAACGACUUGUGGAGCUUCACGAAGUCGGCGUCGUCGUCAUCAGACCCAUUACGCCAUCUGUCAGUAUAACGGAGGUGCUUUGAGAUAUAUCAUAUUAAAACUUUAGUCGCUGCCUAAUUCCUAGGGUUUGAUAUGUUGUAACCACAAAGAGAAGGGACGACCUAGGUUUAUGAAAUAUACAGGUUACGUACAUGCAUGUAGUGAAUAAAAAAAAAACGAAAUCAAUUCUUGGCAAUAUAUAGACAUACACAUAUAUAUUUACAUAUUUAUA